Messenger RNA from Penicillium chermesinum, 405 nucleotides. RefSeq lists its product as uncharacterized. The record is from RefSeq and is a predicted model, not a curated record. The transcript has a single exon. Lineage: Eukaryota; Fungi; Ascomycota; Eurotiomycetes; Eurotiales; Aspergillaceae. Bases 1 to 405 code for a protein of 134 amino acids.
AUGAAUCGGGAGUACGGAGAUCCCUAUUUCCCAGACGAGCUGCUGCAAGCGCUCGAAACAGCACACGAGCAAUAUGCAACCGAUGACGCACCGUCAGAGGAGCUCUAUGUCUUCGUCGUGGUUCACGAAGGAUUAUCGCUGUCCGAUGAACCAGAGUUCACAAUCGAAGGCGUCUUCAGCAAGCUAGACCUAGCUAACGAGAUGGUCCUGGACUUGUUUAAAAUCAUUUACCACCACGACUUCAAGAAAGCAGACUUCUAUGCCCGCGACACCUUCCAAGGAAUCGGCGAGAGCUCGGUGGGUUGGUACACCUCCCGAAGUGGGACACUAGCGCUGGAGCUGCAUGCGCAAGAUGGUGGGACUCUCCGAAUUUAUGCGGAGGAACAUGAGUUGGAGAGUCGUUGA